This is a messenger RNA of Eruca vesicaria subsp. sativa (arugula), 555 nucleotides long. The record is from the annotation of a GenBank genome assembly. Lineage: Eukaryota; Viridiplantae; Streptophyta; Magnoliopsida; Brassicales; Brassicaceae.
AUGGAUCCAGUCAAGAGGUUGUCUUCGGGGUCGAUUUACGCUAGUGAUGUUAGUGACGAUGGUGCUGCCACCGAGUUGAUGGAGCAAGCGACGUACAGAUGCAAGUAUUGUCCAAAGACUUACUCCAAUGGACAAGCAUUGGGUGGUCACCAAAAUAUUCACAGGAGGGAUAGAGAGAUCAGGGAAAGACAACAACGGGCCAUGUUUGCGAAUAUGAACCAGCCGGGUCCAUAUCCAUAUCCAUAUCCAUCUCCGUUUCCUAGCCAGUACACACUCCCGCCAGGAUUUGAACAGCGCCGUUACAUCGUUGAUGGACCAGAUAAUCUAGAUGUGGUCUACAACUCAAGCCAAGGCCCAUAUCAAUCCGUCAUGGCCCAACCCCACACUCAAUCAUUAUUGUCAGCAUCGUCACCCGUUUGUUUAGACCUUUGUCUAGGUGUUGGAAGUAGCUCACAAGACCAAACGCAAACCAAAGAACCAAACGAUGAAACAGAAGAGAUGGCUACUGAGACAGAAGAUCAUGACCUUUCCCUUUCUCUCUCACUCAAGCUGUGA